Halichondria panicea is the source of this 1664-nucleotide messenger RNA. RefSeq lists its product as uncharacterized. The coding region runs from base 1 to 1605 and encodes 534 amino acids. Lineage: Eukaryota; Metazoa; Porifera; Demospongiae; Suberitida; Halichondriidae. The record is from RefSeq and is a predicted model, not a curated record. The transcript has a single exon.
AUGCCCAUGUACGCAUUGGCUACAGUACCCAUCAUCAAGAGAUUACAUUCCCUCUCCGAAGACAUUGAUCAGGUGUGGUAUGCGGAUGACGCCGCUGCAGGGAAAAUUGUCAGAUUACAGGAAUGGUGGACCAAUCUUUCUACACUAGGUCCCAAGUUUGGAUACUUUCCAAACCCCCAAAAAACAUGGCUUGUCACCAAAGAGAAGCACCUUUCCUCAGCUACAACCCUCUUUGCUAACACUGGAGUGCAAGUCACCUCGGAGGGCAGACCAUACCUAGGGGCCGCACUUGGCACUGAAGAAUUUGUCACCUCACACGUGCAAGACAAAGUUGGAAUGUGGUCUAAGGUUCUGGAUAAGCUAACUGUGGUCGCAGAAACACAACCACAUGCUGCUCAUGCUGCUUUCACUCACGGUCUCUCCAACAAAUGGUCAUACCUCACACGUACCAUCCAAGGCAUUGGAAACCUCCUAGAACCGCUGGAAUCAACAAUCAGAAUGAAACUUUUACCCACCCUGACGGGUCAACCACCCCCAUCCGACGAAAUGCGUGACCUCCUAGCCCUACCAGCGAGAUUGGGCGGUAUAGCAAUAAGCAACCCCACUGCUGUGGCUGAGGCAGAAUUCUCCGCUUCCACCAAAGUUGCUGGCCCCCUUAAGAACACCAUCCUCCAACAAAGCUUCGAGUAUGCCACAGAAGUAGCCGAGGCUCAAGUGAAAGCCAGGAAUGAGGUCCGCCGAUCAAAUCGGGAACACUGUAAACAUACAGCGGACACCCUGAAGCAAUCCCUUUCUACCACUCUAAAAAGAUCUAUGGACUUAGCACAAGAGAAAGGCGCUUCUAACUGGCUCACCUCCCUCCCCAUCCAAGAAUUUGGAUUUGCCUUACAUAAAGGAGCUUUUCGAGAUGCCCUCUCACUUCGCUACAGUUGGCAACCAUCAGGAGUCCCCUCAUCUUGUGCAUGCGGCAAACAAUUCUCAGUCGAUCACGCUCUGUCAUACCCUAAGGGCGGUUUCACCAUCACCAGGCACAAUGAAAUAAGGGAUUUAACGGCCAACCUACUCACUGAAAUUUGCAGUGACGUCUGUGUAGAGCCUGAACUACAACCUGUAAGUGGUGAAGAACUAAUCGGGCUGUCAGCAAAUGUCCAAGACGGUGCCAGAUUAGACAUUGCGUGUAAUGGCUUCUGGGGUGGGCGCUUUGAACGUACAUAUCUAGAUGUACGAGUGUUUAAUCCCCAUGCAAAAUCAAACCAACACACCAACUGCUACAGGAAGCAUGAACUUGAAAAGAAAAGACAAUACGAACAACGCGUCAGAGAUAUCGAACACGCCUCAUUCACUCCUUUGGUGAUGUCAGCCACAGGUGGUAUGGCCAACCAGGCCACUGUGUUCUACAAAAGGCUUGCCUCAAACUUGGCAAUCAAAUCUAAUGAAAGCUACAGUAGAACACUGUCCUGGCUAAGGAGCAGAAUUACAUUCUCUCUCCUACGCUCUGCCAUUCAGUGCAUCAGAGGAUCCCGCUCCAGUCGUGGACAGCCAGCCAGGUCCCAGAAUCACCCCUCAGCGGACCUGGCCAACUCGGAACUAAACUUCAAUGAAUAAAUACAUGGUUUUAACUUUUACAUGACUUUAGUUUUUGCAUUACAUUAACCCUGUCCUCA